AUGUUUAAUAAAUCUAAAGAUUCCCAACAAAGGGUACAUCCUCGAGCUAUACGUCAUCAUGGUCUACUCGGGUCGGGAUUUGUACAACAGCAUAUGGUGUGUGAUGAUAAGUGGUCGACAAAGGAUUUAAGGGAUGAGUUUAAGGCUAUGGCAGGAUGUUUGGGUAAGCACCAUGUCUUCAAGACAAUUGAGAAACACCACCAACUGCAGCAUAUUGCCAAAAAUGUACAACAUCUCCGAAAGCAAUGUCGCCAGGGACGCCAGGAAUUACUGGCCAUAGAAAAGCUAAAAAAUCGCAAUAUAAUAAGAAACCUCUUGCAGGAUAAUAAAGAGCAGGAAUGCCUAUAUCAGGAUAUGCCGGUGCAUCAGGUGGUGGAGAACAUCGAUCAAAGGACAUUUGUGCUGCGCAAGGAACAGGAUCGUUUGAGGGAUAGGAAAAAUAAAUUGGAAAAGCAAUUGAAGGAGUUGAAGCUCAAAGCCUCCCAUCUAGAAGAUCGCAUAAAAUUCCAAAAUAUCUUCGAAUUGCAAGAGGAGAAAUUGGCCAAGGAGUGCGAAAAGAAAUUAUCGAAUAGUCAAAUACGUCUGAAAGCCAUAAAGACAAUUAACACCACCUAUCGGAAAGUUCUGCAGGUUCUUCGACAUGAUGAAAUGUUCUAUGAUCCAAUACUCCAGUCAUUGUGCGAUGACAUCAAUGAUCAGAGAAUGUUUAUAGAACAUAUUUUGGAUGUGGGAAAACCUGCAUUGGAAAAGCUGAAGUAUUUGACAGAUUAUUCGAAGGAAUAUAAUGACAAAUUGCGCUGGGAGACCCAAUCGUUGAUACACGAUAUUGCCAAUAAACAUAAACUUCUAAAUCGAAGUAAACCAAAUCCGGUGGAACGCAGUAAACAGGAUGAGGCCACUCUCUUGGUUGAGGCACGUGCAAGAUAUGCCCGCACUACAUAUAGCAUGAGUAAAUUGGAAAAUGAACUCAAUGCGGUGUCGGAGGUCAUCAAUGGCAUAAAGUUUGCCACAUUGUGCUCAACGGCAACAGAGAUUUUUCCGAGAAUCAAAGCCCAAAUUGAACACAACUAUAAAUUGAAGAAGGAAAUUGUUUGCGAUUCCCUUUGCCAGGCCACACUGGAGACCAAGGAGAAAUACUGUGAGGUCCUGCAAGAGGUUAUUAAAAAUAAUCUAUCCCAGGCAGAAAUUGAUCGCCUUGAUAAAAUUAAGGAUCUGAAUGACAAAAUUAAACAGCAGGAUGCAAAGGAAAAGGAUACUGUUCAAGCCAUGAAACGGAAUAAUGAUUUGUUUGUGGUGUUGCGUAUUUUCCUGUGGAACAUCUUUGACAUGCUGCGACAUGUCUACAAGACAUCACGUCCAAAACGAAUUCAGUAUCCAAAUUCCUAUUUGAAGCUACCUCUGUUAAAAUUUGAAACAAUGACUUCAUGUCCUCCGGAAAAUAUGGAAGAAGAUAUUAAUGAACUCUUCCAUAUGGUUCGCCAAAAAUUAACGCACCUUAUGAACGCCUUUAAUCAAUUAUCCAGCGGCUCAACUAAGCGACGUUUUUCUAUCCCCAAAAAUAAUUUGGAAACACAUCGUGAAGUGUAUAUGGAUGAUAUGGUGACAAUGUUUCAACAAUAUGACGAGGGUGCAGAGGGAGAUUUCAUUCGAAAUGCUAAGGUCAAAGAUGCCAGUGAUGAUGAGAUCAAGGAGACGGAACGUAAUCCCAAGGAAAUUUAUAGCCGCCAACAAAUGAAAGCAAAAAGUCUACAUUUGGUCGAAGAAAAUCUUAAAAAGGACUAA
Messenger RNA from Musca vetustissima, 1782 nucleotides. RefSeq lists its product as uncharacterized. Gene Ontology annotation, cellular component: cilium. The transcript has 8 exons. The record is from RefSeq and is a predicted model, not a curated record. The coding region runs from base 1 to 1782 and encodes 593 amino acids. Gene Ontology annotation, biological process: outer dynein arm assembly; cilium movement. Lineage: Eukaryota; Metazoa; Arthropoda; Insecta; Diptera; Muscidae.